GGCGUCAUCUCCAAAUCUCGGCCAGUGCCGCAAUUUUGGCUAUAAAUACAAAUGUCGGCACGCAGCUUGGCUUAAACUUACAUUGUUAUCCUAGUUCACAACAUCGCUCGGGGUCUCUGUCUCUCCUUAACUGGGAACUUACCGAACAAAACACAUUCGCUACGUGACGUUGUUAAGACGGAAUCCUCGGAAUACCCAUCCACCCACUCAACGCAGGACAACUCCGAAACUCCGUCGAAAAACACAAACUCCCGGUGCCACGCCCAGUCGACUGCAGACACCAGAACGCCCCCCACCAGGAAAACUAUGGGAGUGACAAGGAGGCCGGGGAGUGGAUGUGGAAGUGGACACAGGUGGCUCUUGGUUUGGAUGACGGUGCUGCUCCUGGUCGUCCCUCCGCAUUUAGUCGACGGCCGUUACCUACCGACAAGGUCGCAUGGCGACGAUUUGGACAAGUUGCGUGAACUGAUGCUGCAGAUUUUGGAGUUGAGCAAUGAGGACCCACAGCAGCAGCAGCCGCAGCAGCAGCAGCAACACCCACAGCUGCGUCUGCACAAUGAGGCCACCAGAAGCGGCAGCAGCAGCAGCGGCAACAUCAACAAUCCACGCGUGUCCAACGGCAACUCUAAUGCCGCCUGGCUGCAGAAACUGAGUGCCAUGGGUGCCCUGGACGAGUUGGGCGGAGAUGGACCUCGUUUUGGACCCAACUAUGGACCGUACUAAGCCAUCUGAACCGAAAACACCUGACGACAACACAACAACUACGACAAGGAAAACGGAAACUAGGGGUUGGGGAAAAUCAUGUUGCGAAUGAAAAUAUUUUGGGACUGAAAAUGGGGAUACCAGUGUCGGAAAUGUUCACAGGAUUAAAAUCCAAUUGAGCCGGACGCAAAGUGCGUGAAAAUGGACAAAUAAAUGGAGCAAAGGAUUCUUGUGCAAAUCGCUUUGAAGUACUUUGAAUGAGCUCGUGCCAUUUUGGAAUGUAUUGAAGGACACUCUGCAAAAUCACUUUCAAAGGCUUGAGUCCUUU
This is a messenger RNA of Drosophila takahashii, 1030 nucleotides long. RefSeq names its product Proctolin (gene Proc). NCBI's taxonomy places the organism in Eukaryota, Metazoa, Arthropoda, Insecta, Diptera, Drosophilidae. The record is from RefSeq and is a predicted model, not a curated record.